Molecule: messenger RNA, 822 nt
Organism: Phytophthora sojae
Lineage: Eukaryota; Oomycota; Peronosporomycetes; Peronosporales; Peronosporaceae
Exons: 3
Coding region: 1-822 (273 amino acids)
Source: RefSeq, a predicted model, not a curated record
AUGAACUCUUUCGUUAUUGCUCCUCCGACAUUACUUAUCUGCCGUAGCACACCUCUCCCCUCGGAGCGGGACGUGAACAAGCUCUGGGAGUGCUUCAACGACGUGGCCGAGGGCUUUGGCCUCAAACAGGACGAGCUGGUGGAGAUCUGCCGCUCCAUGCAGCAGACGCUCGAGAUCCACGCGCGCAGCGAGAUGGACCAACUCAGCGCCGCGCUCUUCACGGCCCGGCCAUGUCUGAUGAGCGACACCCCCAACACGGUCCUGUGUUCUCGUCUCCAAGUCCCAAGCAGCUCCAACGAAGCGAACGCCAACCCGGUGUUAGUCCUGUACCUUCCAAAAAAACGUCGCUGUCAGGCGUCCGUUCUCGCGUCUCUGUCAACCGGCCAGCAGAGUCGUAGCUCUUGUCCGCCCGGUUCAAGAGUAGCCUCAACACUAACGCGAUCGAGUCCUCAUGUGAAGUCGGCGGCGCCUACACACCUGGAAACCUCGCAACAACCACCGAAGCGACUGCGAUCUGACGUUGCUAAGGUGCAGGUGACGCAGCAGAAAGGUGACGAUUUAGUGGGCAAGCGGGAGUUCGUUGCCCAGCGGAAGCGUGCGAUGCAGGAAUUGCGCAGCGAGAGAGCACGGAGGAUGAAUGCUGCUCUCGAAAAGGAGCUGCUGCGAGCGCGGCGAUUUGACGAAGUCCCGGACAAGUUUUAUGCUGACAAACUCCUGCGCAGUAGGCGCGACGUCUCCUUCCAACUGAUGUGUGAAGGGAUAGCCCGUGACUUGGCAGCAGGGAGAACUCCGGAACACAUCCCAAGAAGCGAUUUUGAGUAG